This is a messenger RNA of Ipomoea nil (Japanese morning glory), 2510 nucleotides long. RefSeq names its product protein FAR1-RELATED SEQUENCE 5-like. The record is from RefSeq and is a predicted model, not a curated record. Gene Ontology annotation, molecular function: zinc ion binding. Gene Ontology annotation, biological process: regulation of DNA-templated transcription. The transcript has 3 exons. The coding region runs from base 261 to 2510 and encodes 749 amino acids. Lineage: Eukaryota; Viridiplantae; Streptophyta; Magnoliopsida; Solanales; Convolvulaceae.
UUUAAUGGUGAGAUUGAGUAAGAAUUUGUAUUGAUUCUAGGAGAUAGAAUAGUCAUAAGGGUGAAUAAGUAAUUGUAUUCUAAUAAGUAUUUAUGGUGAGAAAUUAUAUGGAAUAUAUUCCAUGAUUAUCAUCCGAUUUUUUGUGAUUCUAAUAUAUAUUAGCGGUAAUGUAGUAGUAUUGCUAUUGUGAUGAUUCUUAAACGCAAGCCAUCCCCAUAGAGUUCGUCGGAGCAGCGGCUGUUCACAACAUCGAGCUCAGAAUGGAGGCUCCGGCCAUAGGUGUGGGCAGUGAAGACGAAGUCAAUGCAAGUGAAUCAGACAACGAUUGUAGAAUGGAUAUGAGCCCGGGAGGUACGAAUUAUUGGUAUACAGAAUGCGACCGUAGUCUGAAACCAUAUGAAGGUCAAAUGUUUAACGCACUAGAAGAUGGAAUCAAAUUUUAUACAAUGUAUGCCGCAUCUACCGGAUUUGAUGUGCGCCGAAGUUCGGAUAAAAAGAACGAUUUUGGUAUCGUUCUGAAAAAGGAUGUUGUGUGUUCGAGGCAAGGUUUUAAGGAGGAUAGGGGCAAAGAAACAAUGGGUGAAGCAGGGGGGUCAAAGAAGAAGAGAAGGCGGACUACUAAUAGAGUUGGUUGCGGUGCAAGGAUUGUAAUGAAGAUAGUCCCCGACGGGCGAUAUACGGUACACAAAUUUGAAGAACGACACACCCAUUGCCUGUGCCAGGAAAGCCAAAAACCACUUAUGAAAGUUAAUCGCAAAAUAGAGAUUGCACACCAAGAAUUCAUAACGAAGUGCGAAAAAGCAAACGUUGGUGCAAGCAAAAGUUACGACAUAUAUGCCGAGAUCGUAGGGGGGCCUCAGAAUGUUGGUGCGACGCAACAGGACUUCAAGAAUUACAGAAGGGAUCUAUUAGCGUACAUGAAGUGGGGAGAUGUGCAAAUGGUUAUAUCAAAUUAUCUUGAGCAGAAAACAGAUUGUGCUGACAUGUACUUUGAGUACGAAGUGAACGCAAAUGACCAAUUGUCUCGUGUAUUCUGGGCGGAUGGUAUGGCGAGGAAGAACUAUGGUGCGUUCGGCGACGUGGUAUCCUUUGAUGCAACAUACAAAACAAAUAGGUACCACCUUGUGUUUGUUCCAUUCACGGGAGUUGAUAACCACAAACGGUGUGUGACGUUUGCUGCGGCCCUGAUUGAUAAGGAGGACGUGGAGUCAUACAGUUGGGUAUUGAACCAAUUCAAGAAUGCAAUGGGGGCUGUCCCACCUAUAGUAAUAACCGAUCAAGACCCAGCUAUGAAAAUUGCAAUUGCAGAUGUGUUUCGCGGUAGUCGUCACCGUUACUGUAUGUGGCACAUCAUGACUAAGGUUGGUGAGAAAGUUGGUGCUCAAAUGUCAAAAAAUAAUGAGUUCCGGAAGGCAUUGAAUAGCGUUGUUUGGAACGAGAAAGCAACGAGAACAGAAUUCGAGAUUGGGUGGAAAUCCGUAAUUGGGAAAUACAACCUAAAUGAAAACCGAUGGCUAACGCGUAUGUACGAGGAGCGUGCGUCAUGGGUGCCCGCAUUUUGCGAUGAUGUGUUCAUGGGAGGGCUACUACGUACCACUUCCCGUUCAGAGGCAGAGAAUCGGAUUUUCCAGGGUAACAUGAACAAGCACCUAUGUCUGGUAGAGUUUUUCACCCGUUUCGAGGGUGCGGUAAGAAAGCAACGAAAGAACAACCUUGAAUUGACCGCAAGUAGCUUUGGAAAUAAACCACAUUUUGAGACACAACUACAAAUAGAGCGAUCAGCCGCAACAGUGUACACGUUGACUGUUUUUUAUGAGGUCCAAAAGCAAAUAAGUGCAGGGUGUUUUAAAUGUCGGGUUCGAUCAUACACUGAGGCAAACGGGGUGAAGACAUAUAUCGUUGAGGAUGAAAAUGAGCAACAAUACACAGUCAUAGUGCAGGAUGGAAGCAACAUAGCAUGCACAUGCAGAAUGUACGCAAGAGUAGGUUUACUUUGUAGCCAUGUUUUUGUUGUACUCAAAGAUGAACGUAUCGAUGAGAUUCCCCCACAGCAUAUAACCCCCCGAUGGACGCGAGAAGCAGUGAAACACUCCCACAUAGAUACGGACGGAGAUAAACAUAAUGGUAACAACACUUUUGGGCAAGGUAACAUCGAGGAAGGACAACUAAUGAAUAUAUUCCAUAGAUGUUUGGGCAAGGCUAAAAGAAGACCAGAAAAAUUGAAGGAGAUAAGAGUGUGGAUGGAAGGGUUCGAAGCAACAUUCGGGGAGGAUGAAAUGACCGAUUGGAAUGUAAAUGGGAAGCGUGCAAUAAUGGAGUCGUAUUGCGGUGUCGUAACUCCAAAGGCGAUAGAAGUGCAUCCUCCCCCCGUCGCAAAAACCAAAGGGUCUGGCAAACGACUGAAAUCAGCUAGGGAGUUAGCAAUGGCGGAGCAUUAUAAGAAAAAGCGCACCUGCAAAACAUGUGGACUUGCCGAUGGACAUAAUAGCAGAAGCUGUCCGCGAAAGUAG